ACAGUUGGCUUGGUUGGUUGGUUGGUCCUACCCGGCAAAAACUCACGGGCUCUAUUAGGUGGUGUGUACACAGAAAAUGUCUUCUUAUAUUCAAAACACACAUACUCACACACACAAACAACUCAUGGAUUCAAUUAUUUUCUUUGCUCUUCUUGUUACAGCAUCAUUGUUUUCACAAUCACUAGCUAGACAAGCUCGAUCAUCAACUACACAUUAUGCCACUCGAAUCACAGUUGUAGGAGCUGUUUAUUGUGAUACUUGCUCAAAAAAUGCUUUCACUAAACACAGCUACUUCCUUCCAGGUGUUUAUGUUCAAAUAAAAUGCAAGUUCAAAGUAAACUCACCUAAAUCAGCAUCACAAGUGAACUUCUUAGCUAACACAACCACAGAUAAAUAUGGAGUAUACAAAUUGGACAUACCAUCAGUUGAUGGGGUCAGCUGUUUGAAUGGUUUGUCAAUGGUGUCAAUGUGCCAAGCAAGUCUCAUUGGGAGCUCAUCUCAGCCAUGCAAUGUGCCUGUUUUAAGAACCUCAUCAGAUGAGAUAUCAAUCAAAUCAGAACAAGAUAAUCUCUGUAUAUACAGCUUAAAUGCUCUGAGUUAUAGGCCAUCUAAGAGGAACAAUACCUUAUGUGGAGUUAGAAAGAAAGAAGAAGACUUAGUAUACUCUUCCAAGUGUUUUCUCCCAUGGCCACCUUUACCUCAAUUCAACUUUCCCCCAUUACCUUUUCCAACAUUGCCAUGGCCAUGGCCAUUCCAAGAUUCCCCAUCUCUGUUUUCGCCGCCACCUUCGCCUUCACCGCCUGCAUUUAGUCUUACAGAUCCCACAACUUGGAUACCAUAUUUUUCUCCAUCACCUCCAGAUAGACAUCAGAACCAAAACCCUUAGUAUUAAAAUCAUUAUCAUUCUCAUUAUUAUUAUUAUUGUUUUGUUCUCUAUAUUAUUUUCCAAAAUAAUUAUUUUCAACUGUUUAUUAUUAUGAUUUGUGAGUAGUGCUGGGAUAAUUGUUGAUUUAUGCUUAUUAACAAACUGUAUAAGCAUAUACUCCAUUUUGUUAUUAUGGUUGGUAAUAAAUUUGUGUACAAAUUAUAUUUAAUUACAAAGUAUAAUGAAGCAUUUUACUCA
Cannabis sativa is the source of this 1123-nucleotide messenger RNA. RefSeq lists its product as uncharacterized. NCBI's taxonomy places the organism in Eukaryota, Viridiplantae, Streptophyta, Magnoliopsida, Rosales, Cannabaceae. Bases 77 to 886 code for a protein of 269 amino acids. The record is from RefSeq and is a predicted model, not a curated record. The transcript is spliced from 2 exons.